GUUAAAUCAUGCUCCAAGUUAUCUCGUGUGUCUAAAAUCAUGCGACUUCCCCGCUUUGCUGCAUCCGAUAUUAUCAGUCCAAGAUGUGCUGGAUCCCCACUCCCAGUAGUUAUACAUAUAAUUUCGCCAAAGGAUAACCAUGCUCUUCUCCUCUUGUUCAGCAUUACUCUGUACAGCGAGGAUGUAAAAGUGCAAUUAUGCUUCCUGAACGCUUUCAACAAAAAGAACUGGACCAUUUGAGCAGUCAAAACGCCAUAUAGUUAGCCUCCAUAACCCCGCCCCCCCCUGCAAGAGAGGGAUACCAGGUCCAACAACCCAGAAGAGAAGAUCACCUUCAGCUGAGAAAUUCGAAACGGGAAAUAAUCGGCCUUAGAGGGUACCACCACGGACGAUUGACACACAC
Molecule: messenger RNA, 403 nt
Organism: Aspergillus pseudotamarii
Lineage: Eukaryota; Fungi; Ascomycota; Eurotiomycetes; Eurotiales; Aspergillaceae
Exons: 1
Coding region: 40-240 (66 amino acids)
Source: RefSeq, a predicted model, not a curated record